This is a messenger RNA of Acanthosepion pharaonis, 459 nucleotides long. The record is from the annotation of a GenBank genome assembly. Lineage: Eukaryota; Metazoa; Mollusca; Cephalopoda; Sepiida; Sepiidae.
AUGGCCGAAACACGGGCACCCAACUCGUUCGCCAAAUCCCUGACAGCAGUCUGCCUCUCAAAGAGGCCUCAGUGCUCACCGGGACAGCGACAAGAGGGCAAUUGCCCGCCAACGCUCCGGACCCCCAAAGGAAGCAGCAGCGCAGGCUGGGCGAGUAAUGCCACGGAGGCGCACAACAACGGACCGACAACACCGUCAGUGCGUGGGAUAAGAAGCACAUUUUUUCUCCGUUUACAAAAAAAGGAACACAAAAGGGCUGCGCGAGUGGAGGCAGGCACCGGGCUCAACCGACGGGGCCAAGGAAUGGCCGAAACACGGGCACCCAACUCGUUCGCCAAAUCCCUGACAGCAGUCUGCCUCUCAAAGAGGCCUCAGUGCUCACCGGGACAGCGACAAGAGGCAAUUGCCCGCCAACGCUCCGGACCCCCCCAAAGGAAGCAGCGCAGGCUGGGCGAGUAA